GUUGCGCAUCCGAAGUGAAGUGCUUCUUUCUCUGCAACAAGUAAGAAGGUGUCUAGUUUGCUCCUAUUGCUGCCCGCUUUGGUAUAGGCUGUAUUAGAUUAAUCUCAAUUCAUCUAGCUGAUGGUUCCAUAACGGCAGAAAGUAGGAACAAGAGACCGGAAUUUAGUACGUGAAAGAGUUAGUGAUAAUGGAGGAGCAAUUCAUACUAAGAGUUCCACCAUCCGUGGCUGAGAAAAUCGAACUUCUAUUCAAUGAGAAUUCUGCUUCUACUUCUGAAGAUAAAGCCUCCUCCUUGGAUAUAUCAUUUUUAGAGGAUGGAAGGACUGGUACAUUUGCUAUUGGUGACGAACGUUUUCCUGCCUCACUCUUGGAUCUUCCCGGCGUUGUUGAGUCGUACAAGACUUAUGAUGAUACUAAUCUAGUCAAGACUGCUGACAUUGGUCAGAUAAUUAUGGUUAGAGAAGAGGGAGACCAUUCUCCAGAUGGGGUGGAGUAUAGACAUGGGCUCACCCCUCCAAUGAGGGAUGCUCGGAGGAGAAGAUUUCGCAGGGAACCUGAUCUAAAUCCUGAGCUUGUCCAGAGGGUAGAGAAAGAUCUGUUGAACAUUAUGGCUGGUGGAACAGCUGGGAAUAUCGAUGUGGAGCAAGAGGAUGGUGGGGAUGGAAAUGCACGUGGAGCAGAUCGUGGAAAAGCUGCUGCUCCUCCACCCGGAACAACAGCAGCAGCAGCAGUAAAACCGCCAGAGAAGGAGGAGGAUCAAAAGAUCAAGGAAAAUGAUCGAGAGCCAAAUAGGAGCGACGACAGUGAAGAAGAUGAUGACGACUCGGAUGAUUCGUUGUGAUUAACUUUCCGAGGUACUGGGGGUACAUAACAGUUACUCUGCAUGUAACAUAUUACAGUAGCCCAAUGGCUAAUGUUGGGCAAGAGAAAUGAUUGGGCCACUAGCUAAAAUUAUUCUGUAAUCAUGAUCUAGUGUAUUUUAGGCAUUAUGGCAAACUCCUAAGUCCUAUCUCAAUCAAUUAUUGAUUAGUUUUGAAUUA
This is a messenger RNA of Papaver somniferum (opium poppy), 1040 nucleotides long. RefSeq names its product transcription initiation factor TFIID subunit 7-like. Gene Ontology annotation, molecular function: RNA polymerase II general transcription initiation factor activity. Gene Ontology annotation, biological process: transcription initiation at RNA polymerase II promoter; RNA polymerase II preinitiation complex assembly. Lineage: Eukaryota; Viridiplantae; Streptophyta; Magnoliopsida; Ranunculales; Papaveraceae. The coding region runs from base 188 to 841 and encodes 217 amino acids. Gene Ontology annotation, cellular component: transcription factor TFIID complex. The transcript has 8 exons. The record is from RefSeq and is a predicted model, not a curated record.